UUUUCAUUUCUCUAUACUUUUUCAGCCGUUACUGCUACUCCUUGACCUUGCCCUCCAUUUUGGAGGUGCCAAUGGUAUUUCCAUCCCUUCUCAAUGCCAAGGCAUGAGACACGGUUUCCCGUUCGUCCUGCAAUCGCCAUGUGCACAUUCUCACACAAUGGACAAGGGGAAAGGGGAAACGUUUUUUGCGGUCAUUGCAAUCAAGGCAAAAAAAAUUCACCAAAAAGCCUCCAAUUACGGUUAUACACCGGUCAAGACGCCCUUGACGCAUAUACUACUAGAGGCGUUUUCGAUUUGAAUCAAAAAGAUAAUAAGCCUAUAGCAAGUUUCAUGCACACAUCGCUUGGUAAAAGUCAAGGCACUGACAUUAUAUGCUGGUUACAGCCAAGACACUGUCUUUGCUUUUAUCCCAGGUCCGGUGUCCAAGCUACUACUCCCGCAUGUUUGCUUUCUGAAACUGCCGUCGACGUGCCAUGGCACUCAAGCUUUGUCUCGUUUAAUGCCUUGUUCCACUUUCUGUUCCCAUUGCCAACGCGCCGAUUGUAAUUUUCCUCGCUCUCAAAAAACCCCAGUUUUCCUCACGGUCGGCGCGCUCAAAACAAGCAAUAACGUUACGCAAUAGUGUGCAAUCCCCAAGAACGACGUGUUCCCAAGUACACAUUGGUGCACAGUCUUAUUCACACCCAAAAAAUACGGCGCUGAUCUGAACUGAACAACCUGGCGCAGCCGAAUUUUAAGCGCCACACGAGAUGACGCCACCGCAAUCGUUCAGCCAAU
Messenger RNA from Radiomyces spectabilis, 777 nucleotides. RefSeq lists its product as uncharacterized. The transcript has a single exon. Lineage: Eukaryota; Fungi; Mucoromycota; Mucoromycetes; Mucorales; Radiomycetaceae. The record is from RefSeq and is a predicted model, not a curated record. Bases 94 to 546 code for a protein of 150 amino acids.